GAGACCGCGACAUCAUACCCUAGCAGUUGCCUGACUUUUGUUCGACUUCUCCCCGCUUCGAACUCUGAUUUAUUGCCUUGGGAUAAUUGCUACUUCACUGAGACCGUCAACAUGUCAACAUCACGCGACCGUGUUGAGGACACGUACGAACUACAGAAUGACCAAAGGCUGGAUGACUUGCACUCCAAGCUUCGGACGUUACGUGGUGUUACCACAGACAUCUAUAGCGAUGUCGAGAGUCAGAACACGACCUUGGACGAGUCGCGAAAUACAUUCACCUCCUUUGGUGCUUCUCUGGCACAGUCGUCUCGACGCGCGGGACAGGCGUUCGGGCUGACCCCGGGAGGGGUGAAGCAGUGGCGGACUAUCGGAUACUGUGUAGCAGCGAUCGUCGGGUUCUGGUUCCUCUGGAGGAUACUGCACUGGUGGUGGGCUUCACCGACUCCCUGAAAAUACGUACCAUCCUGCUCUUUGCUUGCUCUCUUGCCUGUACUCCUAACUUAUACCUUUCACUUGUUCGUGCAAUGCGUUGCUUGUUGACAGCGACCCGAUGCUUCCGCUCGAUGCCCUGAACGGCAACGCUCAGCGUGUAAUCGAUUAAUCCCUUAUGAAGUCAUUGUCUUCGCCAAUAUUACCAGACCUGUGACUUGUUUCCCGACGGCGACCUGUGAAACUAUUCGAGUGUUGCGCGAUGCGGCGGGCUUGUGCCAGUGAUUGAGACCGGCGAAGAACCGUACUUAUGGCAGCUAAUGUUACU
Molecule: messenger RNA, 757 nt
Organism: Fomitopsis serialis
Lineage: Eukaryota; Fungi; Basidiomycota; Agaricomycetes; Polyporales; Fomitopsidaceae
Exons: 3
Coding region: 112-450 (112 amino acids)
Biological process (GO): intra-Golgi vesicle-mediated transport
Source: RefSeq, a predicted model, not a curated record